GAUGUCCUACACUCGAGCAAAGCAGGACUGCUUGCUCUCGAGACCAAGGUCGUCAUCCAAAUCGAGCUAGCAAACUUUGGCUACGCCAACUGGUCCACGGAAUCUGGGGCGGUCGCUUUCUGGUCUACGAUGCUGCACAUUAUUGGCAAGUGCGUCCUCUGGCUGUUCUCUACAGACACUGGUGGCGUCCCGAGCAAAGAGUCCAAGUCUAGCGACUUGGACCAGACGUCCAAGAUUCCUGAGCUUACCGUCCGCGAGAUUGAGGUGAGGUUCGACAGAUUGGACGGCGGCGAUUGGGCACAGCAGAUCAACAAGGGCACCAGGGGCCGCGUGGAGCAAGGCGCCGGCAAUGCGGCGGAAUGGGAUGGUCUUUACAUCGUCUUUGGCUGUCCGGUCAGCAAGUACUUCAAGGCUUCCCACGACGUGAUUCUUCGCGUCAGCCAAACGCCUGCUGGUACGCGCGCGAUUGUGAGCCCGAUCGCGGUUGCAAAGCGUCUCGCACAUGGAGCUUCCUGCCUGGUGGACCUAGUGGUGCAGGCCCAGAUGUUCCAGAGGGCCGUGAUGGACCUGCUUGAAUGGCUUUCUUGCUACGUCGCCGUAGUGGGCACAAAGGGAGACGGGCCUAAGCAGACCGGCUCCAGCCUGAAUUGGAUGAGAGCCCUCCCUUACCCAGACGCUUCUGACAUCGCGCACUGGACAUUUUCUGGGCUGCAGACCUCGAUGCUGACCGUGGGCUCUGGCGAGAAGGUGGCCAAGGCCAUUGAUGGCGCUCCGGGCGAGGUGAACGGACGCUGGACCACUUGCUGCGCUUCCGCUAUGCCGAAGACCAUGGUGCCCGAGAUCGCUGGCCUCGUAAAGCAGAGAGGAGGCAAUGCCUACAGUCUGGUCUACGAACGGCUGCAGCUGAACGACCAGACCGGACCGCGGCAGGCUGGCUUUGGCAUCUUGCAGGCCGCGGAUCAAGUCAAUGAUUUUUGCCGGCGCGCUUGCCUUAAGGAGGUUGGACUCUCGCACGUUUGCAAGAGCACCUUCGGCCAGCGCGACGCGAUUGCAGUGAAAGACGCCGUCCCCUCGCGUCUCUAA
Messenger RNA from Prorocentrum cordatum, 1083 nucleotides. The record is from the annotation of a GenBank genome assembly. NCBI's taxonomy places the organism in Eukaryota, Dinophyceae, Prorocentrales, Prorocentraceae.